CCGGCUAUAAGCCGAUAUAUACCUUACAUUGAUAUAAAAUCCCCUCCUCCCUCCUCCAUCCUCCGCCUCCUUCCUACCCCCGUCUACCAUCUACUCGCCCAGACAGAAUGCUCCCCCACCUCCCCCUCCUCCUGCUCCCAGUCCUGCUGUUCGCCGCCAAGGCCACGGCCCGCUGCACCACCACAACUACGCCCACUAUAACCCCGACCCCGACCCGCCCCGGCUGCAGCGACACCAUCUGUAUCAUCUCCACGAACACCGGCUGCGGAUGGGUCAUGGGCGGCUGCUAUCUGCAUAGCAGCUGCGGCGGGACGUAUUCUACCAAGGAGUGUAGCACGCCGGGGGUGAGCGAGGUGAGCUCUGAGAGCUCUACCACCACGACGACUACGGUGACGACGACGACUCCGGUUUAGGUGCUGUGGGACUGUGGGGAGGAGAAGGGUGGAAUACAGCCAUGUACAAUGUAUCAUGAGCCCAUGAAUCAGGUUUCAAGUUCGCACGUAUCUAUGCAAACCUGUCAAUUGUCACCUUUCACCUGUGUACCGUAUGCGCCAGAGUGUUUGGCGGUCUAGUGCUGAGCGAAGCCUAAGUACGAUGUCC
Messenger RNA from Tricharina praecox, 600 nucleotides. RefSeq lists its product as uncharacterized. Lineage: Eukaryota; Fungi; Ascomycota; Pezizomycetes; Pezizales; Pyronemataceae. The transcript is spliced from 2 exons. Bases 108 to 413 code for a protein of 101 amino acids. The record is from RefSeq and is a predicted model, not a curated record.